AUGAAAACACCAACCCCUUCAGCCUAUGAAGUUCCCUCGUCUCCCAAUAUCAAUAAUAAUCCACAUCUAACUCCAGUAAACCAAAACCAAUCUGAUCUGUCAGAUCUGGUGGCUCCCGAGGUCAAACCAGAGGUCAUGCCUCCACAACCCCCCGUCCUGCAUUCUCAAAGACAUUCUAUUGCCUCUCAAGAGAACCAGCAACCACCACAGCCACCACAGCCACCAUUACCACAACAACAACAGCAACGGCAACAGGCACUGCAUUUUCAACAACUGCAAGUUUUCGACCACACGGGACAACAGCAACAACAACAACAACAACAACAACAGCAGCAGCAGCAGCGGGCCAUGUCUGAUGAAGAACAACAGCUAGCCACCAAAUUGAAGGAAACGUACAAAAACAUUGUCAAUUAUGAAGAACUCGUUCAAAAAAACUGCAUAGAAAUCACAAUCAAGAUCAAUCAAAUCACUACUAAUUCGAACCCAAGUUUAGUCUACGGAUCUCAAAUCGUCAACCAAAACAUAUCUAGCUCCCUUAAUUCAAACUCGUCAUUGGCGUCGAGCUCCACUAGGACUUCCGAGUUGCUGAACGACUUGUGGACAGUAUAUCACCACAAUAUCAACUUGUUGGACAAUUACUAUGAUUUCUUGGUGACUUCACUAAAGCCGUCGUCGAAUCAAACACAGUUCAAAACGGGGAAAAACAUUGUAGAGUUGUACAAGAUCCCCCGCAGAAUGUGGGUUUACGGAAUAGUGGGAUUCCUAGAAGUUUUGAAAAACAUCAUGGGCAUUUUCCAAGAUCACGAGAUCUGCUCGUGUUUCAUAUCGCAUUGCUUCAACAUCAUUUCCAAUCUAACAGAUCCCAUCUUGGAGAUGGAAGGAUGGUGGGCCGAGAAAUUGGGAGACUUGUCCCGAAUGGCCAUUGCCUUGUACUCGUCCAAAUCGAUCGACUGGAAAGUCAGCGCUGAAUAUUGGUACUCGGUCGCCAUGAAGACACUUUACGGACACGGCAAGAUUUACUACCACAUGUGCACAGUACAGCAGGACAAUCUAGACGCCCUCGUCAACAUCAGCAAAUCUGUCACUUGCCGUGAUCCGUUUGUGCCCACGCAACACUACUUGAGACUUGUGGUUGAAAACAUUUGCACACAAAGAAACAUUUUAUCAUUACUAGAAUUGCCAAUUAUAGACUUCAUCAAGAUUCAUAAAGUUUUACUAAGCAUUUAUAAUGGGCGAAACAGCGAAGGCGGCUCGGUGGAGAAUAUCCAUGACUCCCAGUUACAAUACGGCAUGGACUUGGUCACCAGGUAUGGCUUGACGUUUGGAUCAGACUCAAACGGGUACAAUUUCUUUACAAGGGAGAUGUACUCCACGGGCGGAAACAUGUCGUCCCCGGAGACAAGUAAUCCUUAUUAUCACAAGCUUCCCCAACAUCUCGCGCACGCGUCGGGCAUGAGCGGCGGUCCGAUACAGCCACCCAGCGCUACAAACACAUUGGAAAAGAUGAACUUUUGGUUCAACAAGGGCUCGCUCUUUGCCAUUUCCAACAUUAAUCAUUUGAUUGGCUUUGGCGAUGCCAAGAACCCAUUUGCCAAGUUGUUUGAAUUGCCAGAGGCAUUGAAGGAGAGAAAAGACAAGAAGGAUCGAAAGCGGAAGACAAGGAGCGUUUCGCAAACAGAGGAGGUGAUGCUUUCAAACAUGGGAACAACUAGCGGCAUCGACGGGCAGUCCGUAGUUGCUGCCCACAUGCAUAACUAUGAUUGGUUUCACAGUUUACAAUACAUCAACAAGUCCGUGUUGGAGUUGUCGAUGCGGAUCCUCAACCAUUAUUUGAUUGGUCCAAAGCAAGCCUCGACCUCGCACGUUAUUGUGUGGCUUUAUUUUUUGGUGAGUGUUGGUGAGGCAACAAAGAAAUACGCGGUUGCCCAGCCAAUGUUCCACUGGCUAUUCAAAACCUUGUUUCCAUGGGAAUCGCUCAUUAAUUACCUCAACUCGCUCUUGGCGUUUGUGAAAAACAGUCCUCGCUUAUGUGCAUUGUACACUCAGUAUUUGCAAUUGCCCUACAUCUUGUGGUUUUGCGAAAACGAGUUCUUGCCCGAGGUUUGGAAAUGCUGGGGCACCUUGUGGUUUGAUUUCAUCAAUGAAAAAGGUGACUACAUUGACUUGGAUGACGCCGGGGUGAAGAAUAACAAUUUGUUUGAUUUGCCCAUCUGCGGCACGUACCCAGUGGUGAAUAUGCCAUCGGACAAUUACGACGAAAAAUCAAAGAAUAAGUUGGAGUCCGAUAAUGACGAAAGAAUUAUCCGUAUCAUUUUGUUGGCUAGAACGAUUACCGAUGAUUACGAGUUUGGCUUGGUUCGCACCAGCACCGAGUUCAAGUUUGACGAACAGGUUUAUUUAAAGACGGUGAAUGAGUCGUUUGCAGAAGAGUUUGUCUCCGAUGUGAGGUUUUCGCAGAAUAACUUUAUUCAGUCCAUAUCGUUGGAAAACUUGACCAUGGAAACCAACAAUGCGUUAACGUCGUUGCAAAAGGACGAAUUGUGGUUUGGCGGACUAGAUAGCCAUCUUUAUGAAGACGAAAACGUGGAGUUGGAGGACGAUAUAAUCGACGAUGAGGAUGAAGGCGAGGGUGAGGGCGAAGGCGAUGACGAUGACAAUAUUCACUAUGAUGACGAGUACGAUAGCCUUUCGCAACACCAGCAGCUUCACUCUCAUAAUCCUCAUCAUUCCCAUCCUCAUCAACAGCAACAACAACAACACUACGGAAGAGGCAGUAACGGAGGCGUACCAGAUUUUUACAACGACAGCUUCAUCGGCACUCCCACGGAUCCGUUGGCGUUGGGCAGCUUGAACAACGACGACAUUGAAGGCAAUUUCGGCGACAAGAUCGAUAGCAAUAUCACGCAUAUAACGCUAGACACCAACAUCUGGUUGAAGCAUUGCGGACGGAUCUACAAGUGUGUCAGGAGCGGCGUGUUGAAAAUCACCAUUCCCUUGAUUGUUUUCCAAGAAUUGAGAGCAUUGCGCAAGUCAGCCGAGGCCACGAUUGCCGACGCGGCAACCAGAUCGGUUAUUAUCAUACGCGAGCUCUACCUUACGAGGGAGAUUAUACCUUUGCGAUUCGACGGCACUGUGGCUCUGGACAUCAACGAAACCAUUGAGUUUGAAAACAAUUCCAACUGGAGAUCCAACGUGGAUGAGACCAUUUUGCACGCGGUCAACGAGUACGAUGACUUGGGCAAGAGGACAAUGAAAGGUCUCAAUCUCAAGCUUUCGCCGUUUUCGAAAUCCUAUGGCGCGUUUGCCUCGUCGUCGCGUCUUAUUGAUGACGACCCUUAUGACCGCCAAAACUCGCAUUACAUGCAAUUGAGCAAAAACGACGGUGCGGGAUCAUACGAGCCGUCUGUUCUCAAUUCGCGAAUGGCAAAGCUAUUCAAGUAUUGUGUGUUGAUCACCGAUGAUCGCAACAUGAGAUUGAGAGCAAAGACAAUUGGUUUGACGUCAUUUCAAAGUAAAUGGUUAUUCAGUCAACUAGAAACGGUAUUUUCUGAUAGAUGUAUAGACUGA
Molecule: messenger RNA, 3567 nt
Organism: Lodderomyces beijingensis
Lineage: Eukaryota; Fungi; Ascomycota; Pichiomycetes; Serinales; Debaryomycetaceae
Source: the annotation of a GenBank genome assembly